GCCCAUAGAAAACCAUAUUUGCCACAUCUGUAUGACGUUCGGACCUUUGACUGUUUAUUCGCCGCUGGAUCUUGAUCCUGUUACUACUUACCAGCAUUAGCCACAAUCCAUGCCAAACUGCGCUAUGUCAACCCCAUCUCAGCCUCUGCUAGCCUCAUUGCUUCCUGUAAGCCCAGAUCAAGACCUCUUGUACUGGAAUAGCAAGAGGUCUGUUGGCUUGACACCAGAACAAGUCCAAGGCAUACUAAGACGCGCCCGAUCUGGUGACUUUUGGCUCAGCACUCCUGAUGUGCCUGAAAAGAAUGCUCUGAGGGUACUGGCGCUGGCCAUUGACCCCGAAACAGGCGAUUCUCUCUUGCACAUUGCUACUACGUUUACGGGCGAACGGUUGGGUGUGCAGAGAGUCAUUCAUCAAACGGCCCAGAAAUCAUGUGGCUUAGAUCGCAGCCGUGGACCACGCGAGCGCGCUUCAAACACUCUUGGUUCACCAUAACCAUGCCGGCGAUUCUGCCUUGCACAUGGCUGUUCGGAGCGGCGUGCAGAAAACCGUCACGCUUUUAUAUCGUGCAUUCUGGAGCGCUGGCUAUUCGCGCGAUAGUCUAGAUAUCACGGAUAACACUUCGCUGCCAGAAUUUGCAAAAGCGAAGAGCUACAUGUCGAAUAUCGCGAAAAGCCUCUAGCAUGGUUGAUGUUGAGAAAUAUGACAGGGCAAACUGCUGCCGACGCAGCUCGUGCUGCGGGCUAUAUUGAUGUUGCGGCGUGGUUGGACAAAAUUGUCACGUUCGCUUCAACGAGCGAGACAUCCCGAGAGUGAUUAAGAAUGGGUUUCAAUAGUUUAAAGUAUAUAGUGCUGUAAAAAUAAUUAAAGCGGGCUUUAAUUUAGAAUUAAUAGAGUAGUUAAGGGCUUAAAGUUGAAUCUAAGAGUAGUUGUAGAAUAGAACAGGUGAAUUAACUAUUAUAUAUCUAUCCCGGUAGU
Molecule: messenger RNA, 976 nt
Organism: [Torrubiella] hemipterigena
Lineage: Eukaryota; Fungi; Ascomycota; Sordariomycetes; Hypocreales; Clavicipitaceae
Source: the annotation of a GenBank genome assembly